AUGUGCUCGCUCACGGACGACGCGGCGGACACAGCGGCCGAGGGGGUUCCCGGCGCGCACCCGUGUCGAGGAUGGACCCCGCACGGAGCCGCCUGCGCGGCGUGUCGCCCCAUCCUCGCCUCCCUCCCAGCUCUCUCAUCGCAGCCCAACGACAACAACAACAACAUCAACAACAACAACUCGUCCUGCAGGGGCGCCCCUUCGGACGGGGCUGGUCGGGUCCCCUCGGCGUCGCCACCAGCGUCAUCGGGGCUCGCACCCCGCCGUGGAAGCAGGGACGCGUGUUCCAUCCACGGACGAGAGGGUCUGCAGCUGACGCUGUUCUGCAUGCGCUGCCGGGAGCGCCUGUGCUACCGGUGCGCGUACGAGGGGCACCGCGAGCACACUGCGCUCCCUCUGUCCGCGGCGCAGGACAAGGCGAAGGAGACGAUAGACUGCCGCAAAAGGCUGGUGGAGAAGCGGGUGGAGCUGAAGCGACACGUGGAGGCCAUGGCGAGGCUGAGCGCGGAGCUGGGGAGGCUGCGGGAUUUGGUGGCGCGGAGAGGGGAGGCCGCGGCCGCGGAGCUCGUCAGAGUCAGGCUGGGCCGCCUCGCCUCCCUGCAGCUGCGGCAGGGAGGCCUCGAGGAGGAGUGGGGGCACCUCGACUCGAUCGCCAAGACCAGGGAACAGAGGGCCUUCUUGCAGGCGUUUUCCACGCUCUCCGAGCCCGUCUUCGAAGAGGAAAACGACAAGUGGGACGACGAAGAAGACGGCGACGAUGGGGGUCUCCGCUCGCUGGAGCCCCUACGCGCGUGGCUCACGGGGCAGAAGACCCCGCGACGCGGGGACCCCCGUCGAGUGGGCCCCCUCUGCUCCCCGCCGGCGCCAGGGCUCCCCCCGCGCAACCAACCCAUCAUGGACGGCACUCGGAUUCGGCAGAGCCGAGCGCACGCUCCCUGCGUGGCGCCACCCGACCCCCACCGCCAUCGUCACCACCACCACCACGACCACGACAACCACCACAACCACCGCCACUACAACGAGCGUCGACAGGUGGUGCACAGAUUCCCCACCAUCACCGCCACCUCCUCCGACGGGGGCGUCUUCGACUUCUGCCUCGACCCGGGCAGCGCCUCCCCAGGCCUCCGCCUGAGUGCCGAUCGCCGGGCCGUGGAGUGCUGCGCCGAGGGACCACGGCCCGUGGCUCGCCACGUCAUCGGUAGCGCCAUCGGCGUCGUGGUCGGUGGCGGCAGCGGCGGUGGUGGCGGCCUGACCGCUCACGGGCGGUGGCACCAGGCGACCGCGCGGCAAAGCAGAGGUGGCAACGUUGCGCGCAGGGGGGCCGCCCCUCCCGUCCGGAGUCGCGACUUCCUGACGGUGCUGGGAGACCGGGCCAUCCCAGCGGGGCAGCGCUGCUACUGGGAGGUGUCCGUGAACCGCGCCGGCGACUUCCGAGUCGGCGUUAGCCUCGCCGGCCCUCGGCCCGGCGGACGCAGGGCACCGCCGCCGCCGCUCCCGGCGCCGCUGCGUCGUCGCAAGCGGGCGCCGCAGAGGGGCGGCUUCGACGAGGACGACGACGACGACAAUGACGGCGGCAGCGAGGACGAUCACGACGACGACGACGGCGGCGGCGAUCUGGACGACGUGGACGAGGAGGGCCUGCAGUGGACGCUGGUGCUGCUGGGAGCCGAGCGGCUCUUCGCAGUGCACGGCGCCACCAGGGAGCGCGUCUUCCUGCCCGCGCUGGCCGCGGGCACGCGGCGGCUGGGCCGCGUCGGGGUGAUGUCCGACGGAGGGCGCGGCGUGCUGGCGUUCUACGACGCGAGCGUAGGCGGCGACAAGCGGCACCUGCACACGUUCCGCCCGGGCCGCGGGCUGCUGGCGAGGCCGCUCUACCCGCUGCUGGCCCUGCGUGCGGGCCGCCUGGCCGUCGUGUCGGGCCUGGAGGUGCCCCCCCGCCUCGUGUGGAGGGCCGCCCAGCGGCAGCGCUGUGCCUGA
Molecule: messenger RNA, 1977 nt
Organism: Lethenteron reissneri (Far Eastern brook lamprey)
Lineage: Eukaryota; Metazoa; Chordata; Hyperoartia; Petromyzontiformes; Petromyzontidae
Molecular function (GO): zinc ion binding
Source: RefSeq, a predicted model, not a curated record